Odontomachus brunneus is the source of this 789-nucleotide messenger RNA. RefSeq lists its product as uncharacterized. The coding region runs from base 1 to 789 and encodes 262 amino acids. Gene Ontology annotation, molecular function: nucleic acid binding; zinc ion binding. The record is from RefSeq and is a predicted model, not a curated record. NCBI's taxonomy places the organism in Eukaryota, Metazoa, Arthropoda, Insecta, Hymenoptera, Formicidae. The transcript is spliced from 2 exons.
AUGCGGCGGGCGAGGGAGAGUAUCAAUUUGGGCGAGCUCGGGAUCGGGGAGAUUAGGAGCAACAAGGCGGCUACUGGUGCCCUCCUCCUUGAGAUCCCCGGUCCCGAGUCGCAUACGAGAGCGGAUGCCCUCGCCAGUAGGAUGUCGGCUCUCUUCGCCGAUACGGGGGACGUGCGGAUAGCGCGUCCCUCGAAGAGGGCCGACAUAAGGAUCCGCGACCUCGACGACGCGGCCAUCGUGGAGGAAGUUGUCUCCGCGGUGGCGGUAGCCGGGGGCUGCGGGCCCGGUGAGGUAAGGGCGGUGGCAGUCCGCCCCGGGGCGAACCGCAUGGGGACGCUGUGGCUCCAGUGUCCCCUUGCGGCCGCCCGCAAGGUUUUGGACGGGGGACGCCUUAAAGUAGAGUGGUCCUCCGUCCGGGUGGAGACACUGACGAAGCGCCCUCUCCAAUGCUAUAAAUGCUUGGAGUGGAAGCACGUCAGAACCACUUGCAGAAGCAGCGCCGACCGCAGUGGUCUUUGUUACCUCUGCGGUUCGGCUGGCUACAGGGCCGCGGCGUGCGACGCACUGGCGACAUGCCCGGUGUGCCGCGACUCCGGCGGACGGGGGUUCCAAAGCCCCGGUUUCUCCCAAGGACCCUGCCCCAUUGGAGCAGAAGCCUCCCUCGGCGAGGACCGGGGCGAAGAGAGGGAGCGGUGCUCGUGCCGGGGGAGUCCACAGUCUAUGGACUCCUCGGCCGAGCGCCGCAACAAGAAAAAGAAGGAGAAUCUGGAGGAGAGCGGUAAACCGUAA